AUGUCGACCGCCACAGAGACACAGUCCAUGAGCAGGGCCCGUCAGACAAAUUUGUCAAACACUGCGAAGGUUGACGAUAGAGGUGCAACGGAAGAGCUGGGCCACAAGAAACGGUUUGCAGAAGACAAGUUUUUUUGGACAUACACGGAGGAGCCUCACCGCACCCGGCGACAAGCCAUCAUAAAAUCACACAAGGAAAUCUUGCAACUGUGCGGCCCAGAACCGCUAACGAAAUAUGUGGUCCUCCUCGUCGUUCUGCUACAGAUCCUCUGCGCCUACCUCCUCAAAGACUCUGCCUUUUUCUCAUGGCAGUUCUUCCUUACGGCAUACAUAAUUGGCGCCACCGCGAACCAGAAUCUCUUCCUCGCUAUCCACGAGAUCAGUCAUAAUUUGGCUUUCCGGACAGGCAUCUACAACAGACUCUUCGCCAUCUUCGCAAAUCUUCCCAUCGGGAUACCCUACUCGGCCGGAUUCCGACAGUAUCAUUUGACUCAUCAUAAAUCGUUGGGCGUGGAUGGUGUAGACACGGACCUCCCUACAGCACUUGAGGCGAUCUUCCUGGACUCGGUUCUCGGCAAGGCGUUUUUCUGCACAUUUCAGCUGAUAUUUUACGCAAUUCGGCCGAUGAUGGUGUACAAGAUACCCUUUGGCCCAAUCCACUAUUGCAAUAUUGGAGCUCAAAUCGUCUUCGAUAUCCUGAUCAUCCGAUCAUUGGGCUGGAAAGCUUUCUCUUAUCUGCUCACGAGCUCAUUCCUGGCUGGUUCUCUACACCCAUGCGCUGCUCACUUCAUCUCAGAGCAUUAUGUCUUCGCCAAAUCUACUCUCGAGAAUGGAAAGGUUCCGAAAGAUGUGCCUAUUCCAGAGACGUAUUCUUAUUACGGCCCACUCAACGUCCUCACUUACAAUGUCGGGUAUCACAACGAACACCAUGAUUUCCCGGCCAUCCCUUGGACCCAAUUACCGAAGGUCUAUGAAAUUGCACGUGAAUUUUAUGAGCCUCUGCCGUGCCACAAAAGCUGGCCUUUCGUGCUGUGGCAAUUCAUCACUGACAAAGAAGUCGGGAUGUGGUGUCGAGUCAAGAGGGCAGAGGGCGGACGCAUUGUGGGAGGUUGGCAAGAUGCUGAAGUGCAGAGUUGA
This is a messenger RNA of Cladophialophora psammophila CBS 110553, 1137 nucleotides long. Its product is annotated as sphingolipid delta-4 desaturase. Gene Ontology annotation, cellular component: membrane. NCBI's taxonomy places the organism in Eukaryota, Fungi, Ascomycota, Eurotiomycetes, Chaetothyriales, Herpotrichiellaceae. Gene Ontology annotation, biological process: ceramide biosynthetic process. The record is from RefSeq and is a predicted model, not a curated record. The transcript has a single exon. Gene Ontology annotation, molecular function: sphingolipid delta-4 desaturase activity. The coding region runs from base 1 to 1137 and encodes 378 amino acids.